This is a messenger RNA of Panonychus citri (citrus red mite), 3935 nucleotides long. RefSeq names its product rho GTPase-activating protein 29-like. The record is from RefSeq and is a predicted model, not a curated record. The transcript is spliced from 2 exons. Gene Ontology annotation, molecular function: GTPase activator activity. Lineage: Eukaryota; Metazoa; Arthropoda; Arachnida; Trombidiformes; Tetranychidae. Gene Ontology annotation, biological process: activation of GTPase activity; signal transduction. The coding region runs from base 1069 to 2979 and encodes 636 amino acids.
AAACAAGUACAAUAUUUAGGCUCAAUUUCUUCUUUCAUGGAAUCAUUUUGACAAUUACGUUAAUUUGUUUACUUUCUAAAUUAAUCUCAUGUAAUCUAAAUUAAUCUUUAUCUCACAUCUUAAUAGAUGAAUGAAAAAAGAAUUUUGAAUUUGCUAAAUGAAUCGUUUAAAGAAUCAGAUUCAAUUAGCAAAACACAAUUAACAGAAUUUAGAGAUUCGAUAAACUUAAUUGUGAUUAUCUAUUAUUUUAGUAACCAAUUGGUACUUUGUUAUUAAUAAUGAUAAUCUUCUUAGAAAACAUGAUCAGUUAAUUACUUGACUGGUUAAGUGGAAACAGAAUUAUUAUUAAUGAAAUUUUCUAGAAAAUCAAACAAACUAUUGGAUUGAAUGAUCUUCACCUUAACGAUUUGAUGAAAUGUCCAAAAAUUUGAAAAAAAAAGUUAACUCAUUUAUCGUAAUCUUUAUUUGGACCUUGAGAAGAUUUUAUUUUGGUAAACAAUUAUAACGAAAUUAAGUAAUCGACAAACUAUGGGGACACUUUGAUUGGUAAACAAUCAAUUUAAUUAUUCAAAUGAUCAAUAAAUUGCUCAUGUAAAUUUCUAUUAAUUUUUGUUCGAAUUUUUUACUUUGGUUCUGCUUCGUCUUCAUCUUUCUCUCUUUCUCUUGUAAAUGUUUCACUUUUUUUCCUAAUUUUCUCUUUCUUCCCUUUCUCUUUCUUUUCUUCUCCAUCCUCUCAGUUUGGAUUCUUCGUUCGAACCCAAUUUCCCUGUUUAUCUUCAUCUUCUCUUCCUUGUGCAUCAUCAUCUUCAUCAUCUUGCUCUUCUUUUUCUUCCUCUUGUCUCCAUCAUCAUCAUCAUGUUACCCUUGUUUUUAUCUUGUUAUUCCUCAUCAUCUUAACACUUUUCCUUUCAUUUCUUUCAUUUCUGAUCAUCUCUCAGGUAAUCUCUUAUGGUGAUUGAAUCAGGGAGUGAAUAAUAUGCAAUAAUCAUUGGUAUUAGAUGUGAAGGAUGCCUUGGUCUCAGAUGAAAUCAAUCUUGUGGUCAAAGGAAGGGUAUUACUUUUGGAGACAUGAGCACCUUUGGUGUUGAUUUAAAGUCUCGUGGAGAUGAGAUACCUUAUAUUGUUGUUAAAUGUGUCACCGAAUUGGAGAAACGGGGUAAAUGUGUUAAAGGACUUUAUCGUGUUAGUGGUGUUAAAUCUCGGGUAGAUAAGCUUUGCCGAAGCUUUGAGAAGGGUAAUGAUGUUGGUGAUCUUUCUGAUGUUCAUCCAAAUGUGAUUGCCAAUGUACUCAAACUUUACCUUCGUCAAUUACCUGAACCAUUGUUAACCUACAAAGCUUAUUCUGAAUUUAUUCGUAUUGCCAAACAAUAUCCAUUGCGAACUCGACCUGAGGAGGAUCCACGAUUAACUGAACGUAUUGUUACCUGUUUAAAAGAGGCAACCUCAAAGUUACCCUUAAUUCAUUAUCAAACAUUAUCGUACCUGUGCCAUCAUUUGAAAAGUAUCGCUGAUAAUCAUCUAAUUAACAAUAUGCCACCUUCCAAUUUAGGUAUUGUUUUUGGUCCUACACUUUUACGAACCAAUGAAGGUCCAGCUGGUUUAUGCUCUCUAGUGGACAAUGUCCAUCAAACUCGUGUAGUCCAAUUAUUAAUCACUCUUGCAGACAAAAUAUUUGGUUCACCUCAAAUUCAAAUUGGUCAAAAAAUUGUCACAUCAACAACUUUACCCCAUUUACCUGGUACCUCAUCAUCAUCUACACCAACAACAACAACCUUGUCACUUAAAUUAACCAAAGAAACCAAGAGAUUGGAUGAUGACGAUGAAGAGGAGGAAGAAGAUGAAUUAGAAUAUGAAUGUAUCGAGGAAGAUGUCGAACCUGAACCACCAAGGGAAAUACGUAAAUCUAAAUCAAGUAUAAUUGUUAUGAAUCGAGAUCCAUCAGCCACUACAUUGGAAUCAAUAACAAACACUGGUGGUGAUAAAAUUCCCCGACCAACUAAUGUAGUUGAUUUGAAUCGUUUACGACAAUAUAAUCCACAAUCACCCUCUUACUAUACAUCAACUGCUGUAAUUAAAUUGUCUCCUGGUCAAGCAUCAAGAUUAACUGGCUCAUCUCUUAUUCCAUCCAAACAAUCUCAACAAUUACAAAAUCAACCGCAAUUAUUUAAGCAAAAGCCCCAAAAGCCACAGCAUCCACCUCCACCUCCCCCGCCACCAUCGCAACAUCAACUACAACAAUCUCAAUCUCAAUCUUUUCAACAGUUUCUCCAAUUGCCCCAAUCACAACCAAUCAAUCUUGGUUUAACUCGUAGUUCAACAAUGACAUCGGCAACUCCAUCAACAACAAUGACCUCAACUUCAACUAGCCACAAACCCUCAUUAAAUGAACUGAGAAGGGCUUUUUUUACCAGUCCCUCUACAACCUCAACCUCAACCUCAACUUUAACCUCAAUAACUACAACAACAAUACCAACAACAACUCCAACAACAAUCACUCAACGUUUAUAUCGACCUACAACUAAUGCAUCGGCUUCGUCUUUAAUAUCACUCCUUCAUUCAACACCACCUUCAACAUCACCUUCACCUUCACCCUCACCGUCCCCUUCAAGCUCACCAUUACCACCGCCAACACCGACAACAACAAAUAUAAACACGACCACGACCACGACCACGACGACAAGUACAUUAAUCCAAUUACGACAAAAACCAACAACCUCUUCAUCAAAUCUAUUACAACGUUUUAUUUACCAACAACGACAACCUCAAUCUCAACAAUAUCAAACCUCAGUUCCAUCACACAAUCCGCCAUUAACAAUUAGCCAACCAUCAAUAAUUAAAAAAGCUUGCAUAAUCACAUCAAAUCUUACUAAAUCAUCUGGUUUACCGAAAAGCCUUUCACAUUCUGCCUCGGCCUCUAACAUUAGAGCCUCAGGUAGUGAAGACCCAAAUAUCAAUAGAUCGGAGCUUAAAUAUUUAUGAUGAUUGAUAAACUAAUCACUUAGAAGGAAAAUUGAUCGCAGAAAAACAAUUUACAAUUCUGAUCUUAAUUUUUAACCAUCAAAAACCUCUAAUCAACCAAAGACUCAGUAACUCAACUAAUACCAUUUAGAAAGAAGAGAGAGAGAAAAAAAUGUAAAUCGAUGUAAUCAAUGUUAAUUAUUUGGAAAAUUUGUUAAUCAUGAAGGUGAAUGGAGAUGGAGCCGAAAUAUUGAAUUCGGGCCGAGCGGGUGUUGCGAACUCGACCAGGUCGAGUUUGGAAGAUUCGUGUUUGGAAUUUUCUUGUUUCGGUGAUUCAUUGCCGAUGGAAACCUUUUCACUGACCUCAUCGGGUUUUGGUUUUUCAUUUUCGUUUUCGUUUUCUGUUACCUCUUGUUUGGGAAUCUUCAUGUUGGAUGAUUGGUGUUUAAGAUUCCGUCCUUGGGCAUUUCUAAUAUGGAUGAUUCGAGCUGGGAAAGUUCUCGGUUUGAUAUUUCACGUUUUGUUUGAUAGUUCCAGUUUAGAUAAUUCAUACUUGGAAGAUUGACGUUUAGAUAGGUCAAAUUUGGACAAUUCCAGAAUAGAAUCAACAAAAGCCAUAUCCAUUUCAUUGACACUAGAAAUAUCGGUUGCGUAGCUAGAAAACUCUUUACAAUUUUUACCCAAAUCAGAAGUGGUCAGUGUCAGAUCAAGAUUUUCAAGAUCCAAUAUUUGAAGUGUUUCAUCAGCUCUACAAGCUGAUGCAGGAGGUGGUGGCGGUGGUGGCGGUAAAAGAGGUGAUUUGUUUUCCAUGUUGAAAAUUAAAACCAAACAAAGGAGACAAAAUCCAAAAUCCAAAAGCCAAAAUGCAAAAUACAAAAUCACAAAACCGAUAAAAAAGAAAAACCAAUUGUACGAAGAAUCAAAUUGAAAAAAGAACAAUAAAACCACCUAACAUUCACCCAAGAACAAAACAAGAA